Gracilinanus agilis (Agile Gracile Mouse Opossum) is the source of this 5460-nucleotide messenger RNA. RefSeq names its product zinc finger protein 831 (gene ZNF831). NCBI's taxonomy places the organism in Eukaryota, Metazoa, Chordata, Mammalia, Didelphimorphia, Didelphidae. The transcript is spliced from 5 exons. Bases 1 to 5460 code for a protein of 1819 amino acids. The record is from RefSeq and is a predicted model, not a curated record.
AUGGAGGUGCCCCCAGCCAGCUGUUCAGCCACACCAGCCACAAACCAGGCAGUACAGACCCUGUGCCUCCGGGCUUCCCAUAGCAAGCAGUCAUCACCCCAUCUCACCGGCCCCGUCAUCUUGCAACCUGAACAAAGCCUGCCUCCCACAGUGUACCUGAAGGCCCUCACCAUCCCGCUGUACCACCCUGUGCAGUCUGGAUGCUUCCAGCCGAGCCACUCGCUGGUGGCCAAUGGGGGCAGCUUCAGCCUGGAUGGCGGCAGCCUCCCCUUGAUUCUGAGCCCACUGCUGCACUCAGACCGGACAGAUGCAACCCAGCCAAGGAAGCCUCAGAGCCAAACGCUUACUGUGAACCUUGUGGGUGCUCUACCUGUCUUGUCCCCUGCUGCCUCCUGCUCCAGCACAGCCUUGGGGAGCCCUGGGAAGUCCCGGAACGCAGGAAAGUAUCUGUGCCAGCACUGUGGGCGGGACUGCCUAAAGCCCAGUGUGCUUGAGAAACACAUCCGUUCCCACACAGGGGAGAGGCCUUUCCCUUGCACUACCUGUGGCAUUGCCUUCAAGACCCAGAGCAACCUGUACAAGCACAGAAGGACCCAGACACACAUCAACAAUACUCGGCUGUCAUCUGAGUCUGACAGCGGUGGCCUCCUGGAAGAUGGGGACAGACUGGCAGAGACCCCCCCACAGCCCUCCAAAACGGAGCAGAGGGGUGAGGAAAAGGAAGAUGUGGGAGAGGAAUAUAGGCCUUCAGAGACCACUGCCUCUCCCAGCACCCUGGCAACUGGGCAGCCGGGGCCCUCAGCUUUGAAGUCCUUCUCAUUCAAGAGCCUAGAGACGAAGCCCGACAUUUCUCCUAGUCACAGGCCCACUCCUGGGGCCCCAGACAAGGAAGCCCCAUCAGAAUGUCCACCCAGGGCUUCCCCAGGGCUUUUGCCAGCAGGGGUGACCCAGAGAUGGAAGAUGCAGGAACAGCGAUCUCCAACAGCCAGCAAACACAGCCAGCUGCAGAGACAGCAAGCAACCUACUCGGAGAAGCACUGGGAUGCCAGGGUUUCUGAGGGCAAGCUGAAGAAGUGUGAGAGCACAGACUCAGGCUACCUGUCCCGGUCUGACAGUGCAGAACAGCAAAUGCUCUCCUCCAGUCCCCUGCACAGCUUGUCUGAACACAGCGUGGAGUCAGAGAAUGAGACUCCUCCUGGGCUCCUGAAAGGAACAGAAUCCCCUGGUGCUAAAGUCCAUCCUGGGGAAAGAGCAACCACCCUGAUGAUGGAGAAAAAGAAGCUCGAGGAGCACAUUUCCAAACUCAUCUCCCACAACAAGGCUGUGGUGGAUGACACCCAGCUGGACAAUGUCAGGCCCAGGAAGACCGUUCUCUCAAAGCAGGGAAGCAUUGACCUCCCUAUGCCUUACACUUACAAAGACUCCUUCCAUUUUGAUAUCAGAUCCCACGAUAAUAUCCGGAAGAAGAACAUGACAUUAUGCUCCGUCAAAUCCACCUUCACUCCCCUGGAAAAAUCCAAGUCGCCCUUCUUUCAUUCAGUCCCUACUCAAUUUUCUACCACUGUGGACUGUGUGCCCGUCACGAGGAGCAAUUCCUUGCCAUUUGUUGAAGGCACAAGAACCUUCCAGGAGAAAGCAGGGAAUUCUUGGGCAUCCUGCCUCUCAAAGCAGUCCCCAAGUCCUGGCUCCUCGCAUCAUCCACGUGGUGACACUUCUGUACCUCCGUCUGUGGAUUUUCCCAGCAGUCACCCCAGGGCCCUGGUCAGACAAGCUGCAGUAGAGGAUCUGCCACUGGGCCAUGCUCCUGAUCACCAGACUUUGCCAACCGAACAUCAGAAUAGUGGGAAAAAACCCAGCGUGGAGUGCACCUCUGUAAAAUGCAAGGUGGCAGGAAAGAAAUUCAAUCAAAGAAAACUGAAGAUGUUUUCCCAGGAGAAGUGGCAAAUGUAUGGGGAUGAAACAUUUAAGAAAAUAUACCAGAAAACAAAAACCACUCAAAGUCCAAAGAAGCCAAGGGAAACAAGGCUGGGUGACAUGAGAAACUUGGGCUCUGAAGCAAAGGAGGCCAGCAGUGGAGAGGGGAUGGCAGGUCCCAGAGACACCCAGGCCUUGACAUGUGGGGGGAUUAGUUCUAGCCCCCAUGUCACCUCUCCGCCAGGGACAAACACAACAGAGCCCAAUGCUACAGGAUAUCAGCCAGCCCAAGCAAUGCCACUGUCUGAGAAUUUGAGAAGUUUUAUAGUCUGCAAGGAGACAGCUCAGCUGAUGGGAAGCAGUGCGCAUCCUCGAGUGAGCAGAGCCGGGUCAUCCCCGACCCUUAGCUGCAGCAUCACCUCUAAUGUGACUCAUCACCCAGCCCCCAGCGGCGGGCAGGCAGUGCUAUACCAGAUGCUAAGGGAAGCCUGUGCCCCAUGUCCACAUGCCCUUGGCACUGAUGACAGGAGGUCUUUCACUCCCUUUUCACAAGACUCUCCUACCCUUGUCUUAGAUCAGGAAGCCAUUCUUCCUGGUGAUGAGGAAGAAAAGGAAAGGAGUCACUGGGCCCAGAUGGUUCCCAAGCGGCAAGGCUGUGGCCUGGGCAAAACUUUGCCAGAGUCAGAAAAACUCCCAUCUGAGAGAAAAAAGCUAAAGGUAGAGGAACUGAGUAGUAAAAAGAAUUGGGUGUUCUUGGAAUCAGGAGGGGAAGGGAGGAAAGGGCUAGAUUGCUCCUCCACGGGGACCUCCUUAGACUCUAGGACAGAUAAUGCCCCUGGGGGGAAGAAUGGCUUAGACAUAAGAGCCAGCCAAUGCAGCAGGAAUCCUGAAGGCAUGAAGAGAGAGAGGGAUGGCAGUGAGAGUGGUGGUGGCCCAGGAGAGCCCCUGGCAUCUGCCUCCGAUUCAGGGAAUGUGUCAUUGGCAGCAUUUCCUGCCUCUGGAUUGACAAACAGAAAAGACCCCGGACAUUCUUCUUUUGGUGACUCUGCCACUGGAGGAACCAGCAAGGAUCCCAAGUCCCUGGAAGGAAGUCACUUCUCACUUAUGACUGCCAGUGCGACUUCUGGGCUGCCUAUUCCUCAGAAAGACAAUGUGUUUUCUCCAAAGUACAUCCUCCAGUUACCUCAAGAGGAGUCUCGAGCUGAAUUAUCCAUCACCAUGGGCAAAGAGCAGGAAAACAGGACCCUCAGAAGCAGUGGGAAGCCAAAUGACACCGAAUCUCUGGCUCAGCCUUUGUGUCUCCCUCAGACAGAAUGCUCAGCGGCUGGGAUAGGUUUGCAGCUCAGCGGAGUGACCUCCACGACGGCUUUGACAUCUUCUUUGUCUCCCAGACAGACUCCCUCUGGCAGCACCCUUCCUGAGGGAGCCAGCGGCUGUGAGAGCCCCAGACAUACUCAGCCCAGAGACGGGAUGAAGGGGACCCGGUUGGGAGCAGAGCCUGGAGACACAGUAGUCAAUAAGGGGCAGGCAUCUGAGGAGACGGGUAGGACCAUGUGCUGCUCCAAGCAGGUCCCUGAGAAGAAGGUUUCUUUUGCCUCUGUUUAUACAAGCAGCUUUCUUAUAGCAACUGACAUUAGAGAUGAGGGUCAGCUCUUCCACCACCUCCAUUCGGGAAGUACUGCUUUAUUGGUGACAUCCAUGUCUGGAAGAGGAGCAUCUUCUCUGGAUACUUCUGAACAGUUGCUUCAGGGCUGGGAGCUGUGUGAGGCUUCCUCAAAUGGCCCAGAACAUCCUCCAAAAGGCUUGGAGGGCCCUCCUGGGUCACUGGAGAAUGCCAGCAUUUGCCAUUCCUUUGAAAGCUUUUACUGCCAUGCUGUCCCCACUCAGCACCGGGACUCCUCUGCCUGGCCCCAAAUCAGCCUAACUUCACACUCAGGGUACCCUCAGAGCUGUGGGGCCGGGGGCUCCUUCCCCUCCCUAAGUGCCGAGCCUCGCCUUACGUGGUGUUGCCUCAGCAGGAGCCUCCCUCUGCCUGCAGAGCAGAAGGAGAAGGCCCACUCGGUGUAUUCUUCCUUGCACGUUUGUGAAAAUAAGCCUGGGGAAGAGAGUCCAAGUUCCAGGAGGGACUUUUCCUUUCUGGAUACGAAAAACAUGUCCCAGGCAGUCACCUACGGAUGGACAAGUGGAAGCCUGAAAACACUGGUCUCUUCAGUGUCGUGGGGGGAGCAGAAACCAAAGCUGUCCCGGGCAAUAGGUGCAGGGCGAGUGUCUGGUGAAAAGGUUUCAGAGGCAGAGAAGAAGAAAGGAGUGCCCUGUAGGAAGGGGAAGGCGACUACAAAUCCUGCUGGUGUGAGCAACAAGCAGAAGAGACAGCUCAACAUCAAAAGGUAUAAUAAACGAGGCCAUCUGCAGGGGUGUGUUCAUCUGAAAGCAAGCCGACUUCGGAAGCAACGCUGGCCUCUGAGAAAGCAUCACUUGCCUCCUAUGUGCGAUGGCCUUGAGCAGUACAAGGCUUGUCAGCCUCCUUCACCAGAACAAGCAGGUCCAAGUCAACAAGGGAAGUCACCUGGUAUAAUUUCAGAACUGUCACUUUGCUGUAAGGAUGAUCCAAAGAGUGAAGAUAACAGUAAAAGUAACUCAGGAAACUUUUUUCCCAGUAUAAGUGCAAGAAACUUCCAGGAAACAGACAAACCACAUGUGGAAGAUUUGCCUCUGUCCACUAAUGAAUGUGGUGAGCCGUCUCUCCAGAACACUACCACCACAUCAGGAUUACCUCUGGAAACACAUCGUGGCUUGGCCACAGCUAAGGCCAAGCUUUUUCCAAAUGACAGUGCCCUCAAUACUGGAAUCCUGUUGACUCCUUCCCAAGACACACUGAAACACGUUUCAAUCGACUCAGCUUCAAAAAGUUACUUAGAUCCUUUUGGGCCCUCCUGUUUGGAUGCCAAGGAUAUAUUUCAUCCUCCAGAGGCUGCCACAUCUGGGUCUGCUGUUACUCUUUCUUUAGGGGCCAAAUCAAACCAGAAAAACCCGAGAAUUCACAGCGAUGAGUCUCAGGCCCAAGGUUCAGCUUCAGUAGAGCCUUUGUCACAACACAUCCCAAGUAGGGAACCUACCGUAGUGGGCAGAUCAUGUUCACCAUUACCAGAAAAAUCCUCAUCUGGAUCCAGAAUUUUACACUUAGCUCCAUCCGGUGUGAGGGGGAAGACUCAACUGGAGAUGCCAGCUUCAGGACCUAGUACAGGUAGUUUACAUCAAGUGACAGUAAGACCCCGGACAUACUUUUCUACCAGCAGCUAUUAUAGUUGUGGGGAAAAGCAUGGAACCUGCAGAGAAGGAGGUGAUGGUGAGAAAAACCAAAUAACUAGAAUGAUUACCAGUAAAGAGAGCAUUGUUGCUGCUAGUCCUGCAGAGCCCUCAGACAUCUCUGGAGCAUCUUCUAAAACCCUCAAGAAAAGGAGCCUCGAAGGGAUGAGGAAGCAAACUCGAGUAGAAUACAGUGACACCAGCAGUGAUGAUGAAGACCGCUUAGUUAUAGAACUCUAG